Amoebophrya sp. A25 is the source of this 3804-nucleotide messenger RNA. The record is from the annotation of a GenBank genome assembly. Lineage: Eukaryota; Dinophyceae; Syndiniales; Amoebophryaceae.
GGGAGCAUGUAUCGGACCUACCGCUUGAGGACUGCUGUAGGAGAAUAGUUGCACAUGAAUUUGCGUCGCAAAGAAAAUUUCGAUUGUUAGGAGGUUCACCUGGUAAAAAUGGUAAUGGCAUUGGUGCUAACAAUAGUGGUUCCCGUGAAGAUCCUCGUGCCAUAGAAGCAGAAAAGCGUUGCGUAGAGGAAAUGAUUAGCGCAGCUCGGGAUAUCGAAGCUCAGUUUAACGCCAAAAAGCUACCGGAAUUCAGCUACACUACAUGCGAAGAGGAGGUCCAGAGAUACCUCAAGAAGAUGAUUGCGAAGUGCAACGCUCCGUUUGUUAAGACUGUCGCCGCAGCAUCCUCAGCAUCCUGCUUCUGGCUCUUCUUCUACUUGAAAGUGAUGCUCUCAGGGAUGCUCUCAGGGAUGCGGCAGCGGUAGUUCUAAACCUCUUCGUGGUUGUGUAGUCCCUAUUGUUGAGGCAGUAGCGUACGGCUGCCCUGACCUGGAACGUGCGCUCGCGACAUCACAACAGGCACGAAAUGGUCGCAGCAGAGACAGCGGAGCGAGUUCGUCAAACACGUUGGGUGGGAUGGCGAAUCACAGUGGGUCAGGAAACCGCAACCCCGCAGCAACGCAGUUCGUAAGCCUCUGGAGUGAUUUUCUAUGCGACAACGUGGAUGGCCUUCCACCUCAAGAUGUCACGCGACUGAUUGCUGCUUAUGGCCGUCGUGCGCUGCCGACGGAUGAGUUUUUAUGUGAAAUCUGAAGGUUGUACACGCUUUCUGUUUCUUCUAGAAGGCAGUCAGAGUUAGACCCAGAUGUUGAGCUGCAAAAGUAAGACGGAGUUAGACCUAGAGGUUGAACUCCAGAAGCUUUGAUCUUGUAUGUAACGCACAAUGCCUGCCAUGUUUUCGUUUUGUGGUUCGGAGUAAGAAUCGCUGAAAAUUUCAUCUUCAUCUACGUCCUCGAUCUGCUAACUAGCUCACCUACCUCCUGCUCAGUCCUCUUCUUUGUUCACGAGUAAGAAAAAUAGCACUUCUUCUUCCUUUCUUCCCUUACCUUUACAUUCUGCUAUGCUAACUAGCUCGACCUUCUCCUGCUCAACCUCUAGUACCUCCUUCAACAUCUUCUAAUCCUCGUGAUGUUUAUGCUGGCGAAGCGUACGCAGGAGAUCCUCCACUACUUUUCUGGACCACAGAUCACCUCAAUAGCCUACAGCUUCGCCUUUCAAUACUUGGAGGAUGAUGAGUUCAUGCAUGCCCUUUCGCAGGCCGUUUUUCUCGGUACGCAGGAAAGAUUGCCGCAAGCGCAAGAGGAACAGGCGUCGAUGUCUUCCACGGCAGAUCGAGCUAUCAACAUGGAAGAGAAAGAUAUUACGGGUGAAAAGACUGACGAGAUGACGCUGACGACUGCGGGGACAAUCCAUGGGGAGAACACCGAGCAGAGAACAAAUAACGGCCAAGGAGUUGGUGAUGAUACAUCAACCACAACUAGUUGUUCUACCUUAGAAGAAAAUGCAUCAAGUACCACUGGUAGCACGACUCAAAAUGACACGACUACCACCGGCACCAGGAGAUGGUUACAAUUGUCCUCAGUUCAAAAAGUGACUAUGCUGUGGGCUUGUUCAAAAUUGCGAUAUCGGGAUCGCAAGAUGGCUAAAGCGGUUAUAGGCGACUUGAUGCGCGAAGGACGCUUUUUCCACAACCACAAUCAACAAGUAGAGGGCCAACAGGAAACCGAGUCCGCUACUAAUUCUGCUACUACAGGAGCAGCUAGAAGUCCCGCAACAGCCACGUCUGGUUCAACAGCCACGACUGGCUGUGCUGCUACAACAGGAGGAGCAGCUAGUACUGUUCUUCUAACAGAUGCUACUGCUGGAAGUAGCAGUAUUGCAUCAGGAGACAGUAGUUGUAGUACUGUAAAAGCAACACCUGGCGCAGCAGGAGGAAGACAUACAACAGCUACUACAAAGUUGCCAAAAGAGACAGUUGAGUCAUUGACUGUCUACAAGCAGAUGGCUGGCGCUUUGGGUUAUGGCUAUCAUGACUUUCACUAGACAGGUGGAUGUUUACUUAAAUUUUAUUUUUGCUGCAUCUCUCUCGAAUUAUACAUAGCGCAGUGGUCCGAAUAUUAUCUAUAAGUACAUCGUGACACUCACAUGUGGAAUAGCUCAGUAGGCAUGCGCAGUAGGUUAUCACGAGGACGAGGGAACAUCACGAGUAGCGCGGCUUCUUAACCUACAAAAGCUUAUUUACCUACAAGUCUAAGAUCUACAGUUGGAUCUUUUGCAUGUUCCGCUGGCGAAUAAUCCGGACUUUAUUCGCGAUUUAGCACGCAGAAUCCGAUCCGGGAAUACUUCGGCUCUGGACGAGGACGAGUGGACUCAUAGUGCUGUUAUUUUAUCACUCUACCUAUUUCCGGAUGCUGGGACGGCGAAAACAGUGGUAGUGGAUCAUAGCGAAUGGCUGGCAAACGCGGCAAUAAAGGGUGACGACUACGAACAAGAGCAUACAACUGUGUCUCAUAGAGAUCAGCAAGAUGAAGUAGAUGAUACAUCUUCAACAAAAACGGCCGUCUAUCGAAGCCAUCACGAGGAAGCUCGAGCUCCGUUCUGGAUGCUGUUGGCUUCGGCGCUUCAUGUAGUUUCAGUGAACCGGCAUUGGUGGGAGGCUCGUCGUUCUUCUUUAGCCAGUCGCCGCAUGCGUUUGGUGACAUCCUGUGUCUUUGCCGGUAUGCUUGGGCCUCUACGGUAUUUCCCCUUGCCGAUUCUGCGGCAACUAGACGCCGCAGUUACUUAAGACUUUUGGAAAUGUAUCUUCAGGGGCAUGAUCUUGGGCCUCCCGUGUAAGGGGGAAGCGGGUCCAAGAUGCAUCUCAAAAUGGGAUAUUCCCGGAACAAGAUCUAAGUUACACACUUAGCCUGUCUGCCUCAAGGGGGUCGUGAGACCAACUCUAGUGGGUUUCACCUGGAAGUAGCGGCAGUACUGGAUCAAUUGCGCGUGCGCUAUGGGUUGGAGAAACCUACGGGAUCAGCGCCCUUCGUUCUAGACCUCCUUAUUUCGCAGAACCAGAAUUUUAUGGACAAAACUUCUAGUCUUGAACGUCUCAUUUCAUCAGGUUGAGUAGAAUGGAUUCGUUCAAAAAAGAAUGCGAAAAAAUUUGCUCCAGUAAAAUCUUCUGACUGUUCUAAGAAUAUCUUCGUCGAGCUAGCGAUGACAGAGACCGAAAGGGAGGCGAUCCUCGCGCGGCAGAGAGAACUCGAGCAGCGUAGAUUGGAGUUUGUAUUCGGAAUCGCACCAGGAGGAAACGCAGACGUGGAGCCAGAAGACCAAGCUGCGACAGAGUUUAGCCAUGCUGCGUGCUAAAACUAAGGGAAGAGGACAACUACUUGCUGGGGUCUUUAUUGGGCUGUGAAUGCUGAACAAUAUGACAUAGGUUCCGAAGUGGCCUGGUUCUUCGUCUUUCUCGAAUGUAUAAAUAUAUUUAUAAGGUCAACAAAAACUUAACGACAUGAAACUGAUAAAUAGUGAGAAGUGUAUAAAACCGAAUACUUACUUGAUGAUUGCGUAAGUACGAAAAAUGUAUCACAGACGCCUACAUGAAAUAUUUGAUGAGAAGCUAGUAUUGAAGAUCACCAACUGUAACGGGAUGAAUAAUCAAUGUACCUCCCAAACGAGUUUACCUGUCGCUACUUGUUAUACGCUGUCCGACAGAUGGGGAAUGAAUUGUAGAACGAGUGAGAAAUGAUGAGAAAGCUCGCAUGAUACGCAUACGCGCGUAGAACUGAAAUACCCAACAUCCAGAUCCUACAACAUGAU